AUGGAUCCCCCUCUUCCACCGCAAACUGUUGUCAAAAUGGAGCCUCCGACGACUGAGGAUAAGGCGAAAGACCAAUCUCCACCUGAUGCUACCAAAGUGGAGUCACAAAUCGAGAAUCCAGAGAUUUUCCAAAUAGCUUUCAAGUUCUACUGCAUCGCAACCUUCCCACUUCUCAUCAUGUCCACUCUCAGCUCAUCUCCCGACUGCGAACCACAGAUGCACAUUUGCAUCAACGAGCUUGGUGAAAUCGCACUCUACGUGCAGAUGAUAGUGAUUACUGUGAUCCAUUUCUUGAUGUUCCUCUUCUGUCUCGUGGAAGUGAAACGCUGUCUCAUUCUCCUCGAGUACAUCGGCCCAAAGGAUGAUUAUUCCAUGGAUCCAUGUGAAUCCUAUUACAGCGAAUACGAGGCCAGUAAUAAUGCUUCUCCAACCAAGCAGGAUCUCCCACAGAUUGUGAUCGCUGCUUGA
Molecule: messenger RNA, 468 nt
Organism: Caenorhabditis briggsae
Lineage: Eukaryota; Metazoa; Nematoda; Chromadorea; Rhabditida; Rhabditidae
Exons: 3
Coding region: 1-468 (155 amino acids)
Source: RefSeq, a predicted model, not a curated record